Cajanus cajan (pigeon pea) is the source of this 931-nucleotide messenger RNA. RefSeq lists its product as uncharacterized. The record is from RefSeq and is a predicted model, not a curated record. Lineage: Eukaryota; Viridiplantae; Streptophyta; Magnoliopsida; Fabales; Fabaceae.
AUAUUUUUUCUCACUUGCUAUUACGCUUUACAUUGAAGUUACCAUCUUUUGAGCUUCUCAACUCUGUGACUCACUGCCUCCAUCAUGCUUUGCCUCCGAACCAAACCUGAGAGAGGGUGCACAAUCUGGAGGUCAUACUUCUUUGUCUGAAGUGACACUUGUUCGGGCAAUUUCCUAGUAUUUUGUUUCAGUGUGUCAUUCACUUCUACUCUUUCGUUUCAUUCAGCAAAAUAAAAAAACAGUAAUGGCUCAACAGGAAGAAGGGUGGCCUUUGGGAUUGAGAUUCUUGAACUCUAGAAUUGGGUUGGUGAGAAAUGGUUCUGGGUCUGCCUCCUUCAGCACUGUGCUCACUGCUUCUCACACCCCUUCAAUUGAUUUUUCCUCAGAUCUUGACACCGAGUCCACUGGAUCAUUCUUCCAUGACAAGAGCAUUACACUUGGCAACCUCAUUGGCAUUUCUAACUUCUUAGAACUCUCAAGGAGAUCAACUAGGGGAAGAAUGGUGGAACCCUCAAUGAACAACAAAAAGAUUCAUAAGCUGAAGCCUUGGUUGUUUUCACUUUGUUCAAGGCUAAGUACUGAUGCAGUGAGUGGGAAUGAUGCUCCCUCUCUUGCUCACUACCUUGAAGCUGAGAGAAGAGCUGCAAGUACUUUCAGAAGGAACCAAAACCAAUAUCCAACCACUCAUGGACACAAUGGUUUCUCCCCUAUUCAAGACUCAACCUCACUAUUAGUGGGGAGCCAAAUUGGCCAUUGGUCAUCUGCUUCAUUGGAAGAGUGAUGAAUAUGGAACACCAAUAGUUUUCUCCCGUCUUAACUCAACUAGAUUUAUAUUUCAAUCAGAGGUCAUGGAGUUCUUCAUCUGUUUCAGGAGAUUCUCCUGUUUGAUAAUUAAAUUUCAAGGCAUUAUGAUGUUAUAUUCUGUACUUCA